Molecule: messenger RNA, 2621 nt
Organism: Prionailurus viverrinus (fishing cat)
Lineage: Eukaryota; Metazoa; Chordata; Mammalia; Carnivora; Felidae
Gene: SLC25A53
Product: solute carrier family 25 member 53
Exons: 2
Coding region: 115-1035 (306 amino acids)
Source: RefSeq, a predicted model, not a curated record
CAGCAGGGGCUGCGGCACACGGGCGACAGAGCCAGAGAGGUGUCAAGUGCAGCUCGGACGCACGGACCGGGCCGAUUUACCCUUUUCUUCCAUCUGCACCCAGUUGUCUUCAGCAUGGCAGAACAGAACCACUCUCCUAGAAAGGAACUUCAGCACAGGACACGAGCAGAGUCUCCAGGAAAGAAAAGCUGGCAUUCCCAGGCCUAUGCCCUUGGGGCCAUUUCCAACUUUAUGUCUACUUUUCUGACCUUCCCUAUCUAUAAGGUUGUGUUCCGUCAACAGAUACAUGCUAUGGUGGUGUCAGAGGCUGUGCGACAGCUUUGGCAUGAAGGCCCUCAAUACUUCUACCGGGGAAUAUACCCACCUCUUCUCUCCAAGACAUUGCAAGGGACUCUACUGUUUGGGACUUAUGAUAGCCUGCUGUGUUCUCUCUCCCCUAUUGGGCCACACUCACUGGGACACCGCUGGACUGCAGGGCUCAUGUCUGGUGUGGUGGAGGCUGUGGCACUGAGCCCCUUUGAAAGGGUGCAAAAUGUGCUCCAGGAUGGUCGCAAGCAAGCUCGCUUCCCCAGCACCUUCAGCAUUCUCAAGGAAUUCAACUCUUAUGGGCUUUGGGGGCGGCUGUCACUGGGCUACUAUCGUGGUUUCUGGCCUGUCCUUCUCAGGAACAGCCUGGGGAGUGCUCUGUAUUUUUCCUUCAAAGACCCCAUCCAGGAUGGCUUGGCAGAGCAAGGCCUGCCCCACUGGGUUCCUGCCUUAGUGUCUGGGAGUGUCAAUGGAACAAUCACCUGCCUAGUUCUGUAUCCUUUGAUUGUGCUAGUGGCCAAUAUGCAGUCCCAUAUUGGCUGGCAAAGAAUGCCAAGCCUAUGGGCCUCUGCCCAGGACGUGUGGGACACUCGGGGCCGAAAGGUGUUCCUCAUCUACCGUGGCGGCUCCCUGGUCAUCCUAAGGUCCAGCGUGACAUGGGGCCUCACUACUGCUAUCCAUGACUUCCUGCAGAGGAGAUAUCAUUCCAGGAAAGAGCUGAAAGACUGACUAACUGUAGAAAGUGUGGCCAUGGCAACUUUGUUAUCCUAAGCCUUCCCAGUUGGUCUAAAUAGCUUACAUCUUUGGCUUGGUUACCCAAUGCAACAACUGUUUAGCAUCUUUGAACUGUGAGUGCAUGGGAGAAGUUGUCAACCACCAGCCUGUUGGGCAAAGACAAAGCCCAACAGGGUUCCUUGGCCAGAAAAAAGAAAGUCACCCCAGUCCAUCCACAGCUUCAACAGCCUCAGACCCAGGAGGCCCUUAAAAAAGCUUGUGACCCAGGUGAAAUGUCAUUCCUUUAAAGAAUUCCUUGACAAUAAGAGUAAAACUUUAAAAGAUGACCUUAGUUAGGCACUGUGAGUUCUGGGACCCCUCCAGUUGUCCUUUGGACUAAACUUAGUGGAGGACCAGAUACUCCAAUUUCAAAGAACUAUGCUUGACUUAGGAUGCAGAUUCCAUAGAACAUCUCAGAUGACUGCAUUUUCAUGAUAUUGUUCACUACCCCUGCCACCAUCACUCUCACUUCUCAGGGCUGUAGGUUCUUGUUUCAGUCAGGCUGGCAUUCGUGGAUGGAAAUCCUAAAUUAGGCUUGCCUCAACUGAUCAGAUGUCAUAAGAACUGAUGGGGCUGGAUAUAGGGGUGGGAAGAAGUAUUGUCACUUAUGUCGCUAGAUGGAAGGAAUAGACUUUGAGGGAAGAGAUUUAGGUCAUGAGAAAAAUUUACUAUAGAUUGCUUGGUAUUAUCUUCCAGUAUAUUUUUGAUAGCAGGGCAAUAACACUGCCUAGAAACCACUUGAGUUUCCCUAAUAAAUCUGGAAGUGAAAUGACCAUAUAUCUUCACAAAUAAUUGCAUAUUUUAUUGUGUGGAUAAAUACAGUUACAGUGACAUAAAUAGAAAUCUUAGCCUGUAGUUCAAAGCUAUUCAAAAUAUGGUCUCCAUAUAACUUGCAGCAUUUUAUCACACCACUACCACUUACAUAGAUCCCAUACAACCAGCCAAACUGAACUAUUGUUCUCUCCCCCAAAAUGCCAUGAACUUUCUCAUGGCAGUGCUUUGGCCCACACUAUUUCUCCACCUGCAGUAUCUGUUCCCCACAUGCUAGUCUGCCAAAACCCUUCCAGGUCCUCAAAGCCUAGCUCACAUGCCACCUUCUCUGUGGAGACUCUUCUGAUUUCCCAUAACUGAAUGUUACAUUAGUCUCUAGUGAUGCCCUUUUCCAAUAACACUUCAUACAUGGCACUGAUUCCAUUAUGUCACUGAUCUCAUGGUGCCCUGUGUUCUUCUUGAUAUUCUUCAAUACCUCCUACUAGACUGUAAAACUCCUUGAAAACAGGAAUUCUUGUAUGCAUUUUAAAAUCUCCCAUUGUACCUAGGUGCUCAAUAAUGUUGGCUGAUUACCGAAUUGAUUGUCAAGCUGUGAUAUGAUCUUUAUCCUCAGGGUGCUGUCCCUUGUACAUGAAAAUGAUGUUAUUGACUCACUGUCAGCAAGACACAACCUUUGAGGUGUGAUUUUGUUUUCUUUUAUUAGUGGAUUUAGUUUUGUGCUAAUGAUAAUGCUGCUGCUGAUAAUAAUAAUAAAUGACUAUUAACUAGAA